AAAAAAAAAAUUAAAAGAAAAAACAUUGAAUUUGAAAUUGAAUUUUUCGAUCAAACCAAUAGACAAACUUUGCGUUAUCUUAUUCCCCCAUCUUAAUUCUUUAAAAUUUAACAAAUGACUUGGUUGACAACAAGAAAUUAAUUGUCACUGACAAAUUUAAACCAAAUGAACCAUUUGCAUAAGUCAAAGACAUUUUUUUUACGUGAAUAUACAUGUGUAUUGAUAAAAGGAUAUGUAGGAUGCGAUUUAAAUUUCACUUUACAAAACAUCGAUUGAAUUAAGCAUUAUAAUGCAUUAAAUAAAAAACGUGAGGGGUUCUAAUUUUGAUGGGAAUCUCAUUAAAUUGUUGAAUUUAUAUUGUUCCGUAUUUAUAGAGAAGGCUCAUAUAGCAGACAAAGCGUCAUCCAGUCAUAUUCUAGCAUGAAAAAUGAAAGAUGCAUGUAUUAAACAAAGGCAAAGCGUCAUCGAGUGGUGUAUUAAGCACGUGUUUGUUGAUUGUGACAGGUUCUGUGGGUGCGGUCGGAGGUAACGUGUCUGCUGUGGGGUACACCGCGCCCGAAGAGACUACUGGAUUUGGUUAUUUGGCUACAUCCCCGGAAUAUGCGUUUCCUUAUUGUGGAACAAUAAAAAGAUGGGAUGCCAAGUUCAUGAAUAAAGGAACAUUAUGGCUACAAGUAUGGCGACAUCAUAAGGUGAUGAACUAUCGACUGGUUCAAGAAACACCUGUUUACGUCACUAAAGUUCCUACUUUGGAGCAAAUGACUUCCAUUACAACACAGGACAUUAUCCACUUUGAUAAGGGCGAUGUAAUUGGAUGGAAAAGCGAGGCAAAUGAGAUCAUCCCGUUUCGCUCAAGCCCAGUGAUUGUUGGGGGUCGCGGGUUUUGGCGGCUGGGGUCAGUGCCCGACCCUGGAGGUCUCGUGGACUGGGGGCAGGGAGAAUUCGUGUAUGGUAGACAGUAUGCUGUGUCUGCCAUUAUAGCACACAACAGCUCUCCAUAUUUUGUGAGGGACGGUCAGAUGGUGACCUCAUAUACGGUUGUUAUUGAUGACGCCGCAGACUUAUUCACUCCUGUCAUAACUGUGUCGGUCAAGGACAAUGACGACAAUUCAACACUGAGAGUUUCCAUGGAAACAGAAUCUAUUUAUUUCAAGUUUAACGAUACCUCGUACAAAGUAUACACAGUAAAUUGGUUGAGAGUUGGACAUUACAGCCUCCUGAUAGAAGCCACAGACCCCUGUGGUCAAUCUGCCCUUGCUCAAGUCUUCAUUACUGUGGUUGAUAAGAACCCCACUACCACUCAGGAAAUGUUCCUAGGAAAACCAGCCAUUGUUUGGAGGGUGGGGCUGCCUCUAUCACUGGGACUUUCUGUUAUCUGCUUGGGGAGCAUUUCCCUAUAUGCCUGCAUUCAGUGGAAAAGGGGACCAAAUUUCCCAGACUCCUUGAAUUUGUGACAUCCUAUUCUCUCUUCAAGAAAAGAAAGGUUCUGGUAGUAACAAUACACCUCAUCUGAAAUUGGUGGCAACCCAUUCUCUUUUGAAGAACAGACACUGACUGAGCAAUAAAUAACCAUUAUACAUUACACACAAAGGAUUUUUAAAAAGUUCUGCCUGUACAAGUUAUCUUUUAUUUCUUAAAAUCAUGUAUAAAUUGUAAAUCACAAUAUUGUCUGUGUAAAUCAUAUCAAAACAAUUUCUAGAAAAUAUUCAGGCACUUUUGCAUUGUUGGUUGAUUAAUAAAUACUGAUAACGAU
Messenger RNA from Magallana angulata, 1753 nucleotides. RefSeq lists its product as uncharacterized. Gene Ontology annotation, biological process: homophilic cell-cell adhesion. NCBI's taxonomy places the organism in Eukaryota, Metazoa, Mollusca, Bivalvia, Ostreida, Ostreidae. The transcript has 8 exons. Gene Ontology annotation, cellular component: membrane. The record is from RefSeq and is a predicted model, not a curated record. Bases 435 to 1454 code for a protein of 339 amino acids. Gene Ontology annotation, molecular function: calcium ion binding.